AUGGGAGCGGCAGGGAACCUGGGAAGAGGCAGCAUGGGAGCGGCAGGGAACCUGGGAAAAGGCGGCAUGGGAGCGGCAGGGAACCUGGGAAGAGGCGGCAUGGGAACGGCAGGGAACCUGGGAAGAGGCGGCAUGGGAGCGGCAGGGAACCUGGGAAGAGGCAGCAUGGGAGCGGCAGGGAACCUGGGAAGAGGCGGCAUGGGAGCGGCAGGGAACCUGGGAAGAGGCGGCAUGGGAACGGCAGGGAACCUGGGAAGAGGCAGCAUGGGAGCGGCAGGGAACCUGGGAAAAGGCGGCAUGGGAGCGGCAGGGAACCUGGGAAGAGGCGGCAUGGGAGCGGCAGGGAACCUGGGAAGAGGCGACAUGGGAGCAGCAGGGAACCUGGGAAGAGUAUUCAAGGAUGUAGCAAGGAACCUCGGAAGAAGCGGUAUGAAAGCAGCAAAGAACCUGGGAAAAGGCGUCAUAGGAGCAGCAGAGAACCUGGGAAGAGGCGGCAUAGGAGCGGCACGGAACCUGGGAAGAGGCGGCAUGGGAGCGGCAGGGAACCUGGGAAGAGGCGGCAUAGGAGCGGCAGGGAACCUGGGAAGAGGCGGCAUGAGAGCGGCAGGGAACCUGGGAAGAAGCGGCAUGGGAGCGGCAGGGAACCUGGGAAGAGGCGUCAUGGGAGCGGCAGGGAACCUGGGAAGAGGCGGCAUGGGAGUGGCAAGGAACCUGGGAAGAGUCUUCAAGGAUGUAGCAAGGAACCUCGGAAGAAGCGGCAUGGAAGCAGCAAAGAACCUGGGAAUAGGCGGCAUAGGAGCACCAGAGAACCUGGGAAGAGGUUGCAUAGGAGCAGCAGAGAACCUGGGAAGAGGUGGCAUAGGAGCAGCAGAGAACCUGGAAAGAGGUGGCAUAGGAGCGGCACGGAACCUGGGAAGAGACAGCAUAGGAACGUCAGAGAACCUGGGAAGAGGCAGCAUAGGAACGUCAGAGAACCUGGGAAGAGGCAGCAUAGGAACGUCAGAGAACCUGGGAAGAGGCAGCAUAGGAACGUCAAAGAACUUGGGAAAAGGCAGCAUAGGAACGUCAGAGAACCUGGGAAGAGGCAGCAUAGGAACGUCAGAGAACCUGGGAAGAGGCAGCAUAGGAACGUCAGAGAACCUGGGAAGAGGCAGCAUAGGAACGUCAGAGAACCUAGGAAGAGGCAGCAUAGGAACGUCAGAGAACCUGGGAAGAGGCAGCAUAGGAACGUCAGAGAACCUGGGAAGAGGCAGCAUAGGAACGUCAGAGAACCUGGGAAGAGAUGGCAUGGGAGCGGCACGGAACCUGGGAAGAGGCGGCAUAGGAGCGUCAGAGAACCUGGGAAGAGGCAGCAUAGGAAUGUCAGAGAACCUGGGAAGAGAUGGCAUGGGAGCGGCAGGGAACAUGGGAAGAGGCAGCAUAGGAACGUCAGAGAACCUGGGAAGAGAUGGCAUGGGAGCGGCAGGGAACAUGGGAAGAGGCAGCAUGGGAUUGGGAAGGUGUGUCGAGGAAGAGGUAGCAUGGGACCGACAGUGA
Bufo gargarizans (Asiatic toad) is the source of this 1536-nucleotide messenger RNA. Its product is annotated as spidroin-1-like. Lineage: Eukaryota; Metazoa; Chordata; Amphibia; Anura; Bufonidae. The transcript has a single exon. The record is from RefSeq and is a predicted model, not a curated record. Bases 1 to 1536 code for a protein of 511 amino acids.